Messenger RNA from Hippoglossus stenolepis (Pacific halibut), 2186 nucleotides. RefSeq names its product tetratricopeptide repeat protein 39B. Gene Ontology annotation, molecular function: protein binding. The transcript is spliced from 18 exons. The coding region runs from base 66 to 1817 and encodes 583 amino acids. The record is from RefSeq and is a predicted model, not a curated record. NCBI's taxonomy places the organism in Eukaryota, Metazoa, Chordata, Actinopteri, Pleuronectiformes, Pleuronectidae.
GCGCUUUUAUUCUAUUUAAGUCGCACUUUCAGUUCUGCGCAACUCUACAAAAAACUGCGCAUCCAAUGGAGAUGAUGGAUAAUUCAAUGACGCAGGUGAACCUAAACCUUCCCAGUGAUGAAACGAUAUCCCCUCAAAUGGAUCUGGAUGCCGCUCUGAAGGAAUGCGCCUCCGCCCUCGACCUCUUUCUGAACAACAGGUUUGCUGAUGCACUGGCUGUUUUGAAACCCUGGAAGCACCAGAGCAUGUACCACGCCAUGGGCUACAGCAGCAUCUUGGUGAUGCAGGCAGGCAUGACCUUUGACCCAACCGACAUGGAUGCUGCCAUGACGUCACUGAGAGAAUCCCUGCAGACGUGUCAAGGAUUUCGGAAAAAAACGGGAAUCAUGGAGACUCUGACCAGCAUGUGGUACAGACAACCAGCUGACAGUAUGACAGAGGAGCAGGUGCAUGCGGAGCUGUGCUAUGCUGAGGUUCUGCUCCAGAAGGCAGCGCUCACGUUCCUGGAUGAGAGUAUCAUCGGCUUCAUCAAGGGCGGAAUGAGAAUACGUAACAGUUAUCAGAUUUACAAGGAAUGCCAGGCCAUGGCCACUGUCGCAAAAGAACUGGAAAAACAGAAGAGUACACACGUUCAUUUUCGAGGAGGCGUCAACAUGGGCAUUGGAUCCUUUAACCUGAUGCUGUCUCUGCUUCCAGCCAGAGUCCUCAGGCUGAUGGAGUAUCUGGGCUUCUCAGGAGACAGGGAGCUGGGCUUGUCAGAGUUGAGAGAAGGAGCAGCCAGCAAUAGCCUGCGCUCCAUCCUCAGCACCCUGACCCUGCUGAUGUUUCAUCUCUACAUCACAGUCAUACUCGGUACUGGUGAAGGAGACCUGACCGAGUCUGAAGCUUUGCUUGAACCCUACAUUAAAAAGUUCCCUAAUGGGGCGCUCAUUCUUUUCUACAUUGCAAGAAUUGCAUUGCUCAAAGGAAACUUCACCUUUGCCCAGGAGAAGUUCCUGGCGUGUAUCGCAGCACAGCAGGAGUGGCAUCAGAUUCACCACCUCUGCUACUGGGAGCUGAUGUGGGCCUACUCCUUUGAACAGAACUGGAAGGAGGCGUAUCGAUACGCUGACCUCCUCUGCAAGGAGAGCAAGUGGUCCCAGGCUACGUAUGUGUACCAGAAGGCUGCCAUCUUGAGCAUGCUCCCAGAGGAAGAAGUGACCAAACUGGGAGAAAACGUGGCGGACUUAUUCAGGCAGGUGGAGGGUCUCAGAGUUAGGAUCGCUGGGAAAUCGAUUCCAACAGAGAAGUUUGCAGCCAAGAAGGCCCAGCGAUACUCUUCCUCCAGCCCUGUGAAACUGGUCGUCCCUGCGUUGGAAAUGAUGUACGUGUGGAACGGCUUCACAAUAGUUGGAAAAAGGCCUGAGCAGACUGAAGGCAUCUUGAACACCUUGCAAAGAGCAGAGCAGCAGCUCAGAGAUGAUCCAAACCCAUCGGAGUAUCACGUAGACGACCAGUGCGUCGUCCAGCUGCUGAAGGGCUUGUGUCUGAGAGAGUUGGGUCGUCUGGUCCAGGCUGAGAAGUGCUUCAACCACGUCAUCUCCAGUGAAACUGAGAUCAAGCAUGAGAACUAUCUGGUGCCGUUCAGCAUGUACGAGCUGGGCCUGGUGCACAAGCAGAAAGGCGACAUCAAGAAGGCCAUCACGGUGAUCGAAAAUGUCAAGCUGAACUACAAAGACUACAACAUGGAGUCCAGGCUUCAUUUCCGCAUCCAUGCGGCGCUCAACACAAUGGGCUCCUUUUCGGCCAAACUCCCCCCUUCACGUACUCCUGCAUAAAGACCCCAGGAAAGUCUUCACGAAAAGAAGGUGGUAAAGCCUGAGACUCUUGCUCUCUCAACUCUCUGUGCCUCCCUAAGCUGUGUUGUGACUGAACUUGACCUCCUCCAGAUGGGGCCUCGACGCAGCCAUCACAGAGCGAUGUCUAAAAAGUACAUAGAAGUAGAAGCAGCCUCAGAUGUUGAUCUACUGAACUUCCCUAAAGUGUCUUUGUUUCCAUUGAAUCGCACUUCAACAAUUUGAUAUUCAGUUUGAUGCUAUUUUACUUGUCUUAGUUGUUUUUACAUUAUAUCAACGCUUGCUUGCGAUUAUGAUGAUGAUGCUAUUUUUAUAAAUGUGCAUGUCCCAGUACAGUUUAGCCAAGUUAAA